Vicia villosa (hairy vetch) is the source of this 1825-nucleotide messenger RNA. RefSeq names its product SWR1-complex protein 4. The transcript is spliced from 16 exons. Gene Ontology annotation, biological process: negative regulation of transcription by RNA polymerase II; chromatin remodeling; DNA repair. The record is from RefSeq and is a predicted model, not a curated record. Gene Ontology annotation, cellular component: NuA4 histone acetyltransferase complex; Swr1 complex. The coding region runs from base 138 to 1445 and encodes 435 amino acids. Gene Ontology annotation, molecular function: transcription corepressor activity. Lineage: Eukaryota; Viridiplantae; Streptophyta; Magnoliopsida; Fabales; Fabaceae.
AUAUAGUACGACGUCGUAGCAUCGGAGCAUGUCAAACAGUUGAGAAAGUGAGAGGGAAAAGUGGAGAAGGGGUUUCUAUUCAAUCAAAUGCAAGUUUUUCCCUUCCAGUAAUGAAGUUUUCGAUUCCGAAACCCUAAAUGGACGCAAAAGAUAUCCUCGGAUUACCCAAAAACUCGUUCCCAUCUUCAAUUGAGAAAAAAUCUCGACCUCCCAAAGAGUCUCAGCGAAAACCUGAUGGCAUUUCUCGCGAGGUUUAUGCACUUACUGGUGGUGUGCCACCUCUUAUGCCCGCUGUUGAUGCAUCACAGUUGAAGAAAAAGCCUCCUCCUCAUGAAAAGGUUACUUGGCAGUGGCUUCCGUUCACCAAUUCUGCUCGUAAAGAUGAUCUUAAUCUUUAUCAUUGGGUUCGAAUAGUCAACGGUGUUCUACCUACCGGAGACUAUUCCUUUGCCAAGUAUAACAAGUCUGUUGAUAUUAUCAAGUACACAGACGAGGAGUAUGAAAAGUAUUUAACAGAUCCUAUGUGGACCAAGGAAGAGACAAAUGAACUAUUCGACUUGUGUGAGAGGUUCGAUCUUCGUUUUGUUGUGAUAGCUGACAGGUUCACAUCAUCUCGGACUGUUGAGGAGUUAAAGAGUCGGUAUCAUAGUGUGUCACGGGCUAUAUUACUUGCUAGGGCUACGUCUUCUGGCGAUGUUGCAACACAUCCUCUCAUAAAGGAACCUUAUAAUGUUUCACAAGAAAUGGAACGCAAACGGGCACUGUCCAUGGUCCUCUCCCAAACAAGACAGCAAGAGAAAAGAGAUGAAGAGGUUCUUAUUGAAGCUAAAAGAAUAGCCGAGUUACGGAUGGCUUCAAAGGUUACUGAACAGUCUCAAACGGCUGUUGCUUCAAAUGCUGAAGCAGGAGUUACAGAGAGGGCUGUCCCUGGUGAAACUAUAUCUCCAUCAAAUGUGCAACUUCCACCAAUGGUUGUUCCUUCAUUGGCAGACAACGCUUCUACUCUAGCUUCUCUUCGUAUGCUUCGAGUAUAUUUGAGGACAUAUGCACUUGAUCAAAUGGUGCAAGCUUCAAACUCAUCUGCUGGACUUCGGACUAUCAAACGGGUUGAGCAAACAUUGCAAGAUCUUGGGGUCAAUUUGAAACCAAGGGUUCCAACAAAAGCUGUUUGUGCAGAGCAUCUUGAACUAAGAAGAGAAAUACUAACUUGGCUGAAUCUCCAGAAACAGGUGCAAUAUAAAGAGGCUGAAGGUUCAUCUUUCCGUGACGGGUCCUAUGGUGAAACACCAGGCACACCAAAGGAUCGCACAUUUAUUCCCGACUCUUUGAAUUUUGGAGUUUCAAGCGAAAGGGUUAGCAAAAAGGACCAAAAACGCAAGGGGCAUGGAGCUCCACCUACAGCGGCCCAUAAAAGACCUAGAAAACAAAAGGCUUCAGAUCUUUAAUUCCUCCUGUAAGAGCUUAAAUAUGGCACUGACUGCUCUAGUAGGAUUUUCUUUUAAAGGGACUAACUAGUAGGACUUGUUAAGCAUCAUAUUUAUUUCUAAUGUAAUAUCUCCCUAUCAUUUUGUAUGAUUCUGUAAUAUAAUUCUCUCUUGUUUCAACAACUUCAUAGGGACUUGUUUCUUCAAUUUGAAGUUUUCCAUGUUAUCUGUCAGGUGCAAUGUGGAAAGGUGUUUCAAUGUGUAUAAUUCCUUUUUAGCGUUGCAUUGAUAUCAAUCUUAUGAAUAUUUAGAUGUAAGUUUUUAUCAUCAGGAAACAAUAUUUAUUGUAUCAGAAAUAUAGUAUUGCAAUUCAUGUUUACAUUCCUUGUGAAAUCUUUUCA